Nomia melanderi (Alkali bee) is the source of this 630-nucleotide messenger RNA. NCBI's taxonomy places the organism in Eukaryota, Metazoa, Arthropoda, Insecta, Hymenoptera, Halictidae. The record is from RefSeq and is a predicted model, not a curated record.
AUGACAAUAAAUUUAGGAAAUAUAGUUCUUGAUCUAAACAUGGUGAUGAAUGGAUUCUUAUUUUUCAAUGUAAUACUCAAAGACGAGAACGGCUUUCUAACGUUCCAGAUGUUCUUUUUCAUACUCUUCGUAUUGUUUAUUAUGGUGCACAUGUUUGUUUAUUGUUACGUGGGCGAGUUACUUCUUGUUGAAAGCAGUAGUUUGGGCAUCGCUGCCUACGAAUCCAGAUGGUACAACGUGGCGCCGUCAGACGCAAAGUGCCUGUUAUUCAUCAUUGUAAGAUCCUCGCGGCCAAUUUAUUUGAAAGCAGGCAAAUUCGGUAUCUUCUCCAUGGAAAUGUUUAGCAAAAUCCUAAGAACGGCGAUGGGUUAUCUGUCAGUUCUUCUCACUGUCUCAAGCAGUGACGACUGAUCAUUUUCGCGCACAAUCUAGAGACUAUAGUUAGAAACACUAGGAAUACUAUUUAUGAAAGAUCACUGAACCUUAUGUGACUACAUUGUUGCAUAUCAAGACAAUUUUUCACCACUGUGACACGAAUAAAUUCCCCGAUAGACCUGCUCGAACUUGUUUCGACCAUUGGAAUCAUCCUCUUUGAAAAAUCCUCAAGUCAUUCUCUUAGGAUUCUGCGAA